UGUAUUCAGGUCCCAUCUGACAUGGCAAUACCGUAAACAUUCGUGCCCUUUUCCCUCACUCGCUCUCUUCAGCGUGUGCACUGUCUCAUCUCUCAGGCUCUCACUCUUUCUCGAGACCCCCUCUCUUCUCCACUCUGAGAACAACCAAAGCAGAAAGAAAGAAAGAAAUCGUACGGACCCAAUCCUCCAAAACCCAAAACCCUAAUUAUUAAUUUUCUUUGCCUCUUUCAAAAAGCUAAAAAGAAUUUACCUUUUCUCCUUCCCUCUCAAAAACCCAAAUCUUUCCGUACAACCCAACAUAAACCCUAAAAACCCAUUUUUAAGCCUUUAGCCUAGCUGUGUGUUUCUCAAAUUAGGGUUUUCCCCUUUUUUUUCUUCAAAAUUCUGAUCUUGUUCGGGUUUUUUCUCUCUUUUUUUUUUUUUAUAUGAAUGGCUACAGGGAAUAUAGAAGGUGAAGAAUCAAAGAACAACAAAGUUUAUACCAGGAAAAACCAUAACAAACCCAAAAAUCCCACCUUUGUUCCUCAACAAUCUACUCAUCUGACUCUAGCUACCACCACUACAACCGAUGAUAACAACUCCUCUCAGCCUCUGCUACACCAAACCUUCGACGUCGUGGCAUCGGACGAUUCGUCGAGCCAUAAUCGGUUGCAGCAGGGUGCCCAGAAUGCUACCAAUGGGAUUGGAAAAGCUGGGUAUGUUAAAUAUGAUAACCUUGUUAAGAUUAACUUGAAUGUUUUAUCCAAGAAUGAGGUUAGACUUUUGAAGAGGAAGCUAGCUACUGAACUUGAGCAAGUUAGGGGUUUAGUUAAGAGAUUUGAAGUUAAAGAAAGUAGGUUGAGUGGGGGGUAUGCGAAUUCACGGGUUUCAGGGAAUGAGAAUGUUGAUAGAGGUGGUGUAAGCUUAGUUAGAGUGAAUUCUGAUGUUGGUUCUGUAGGAUUGCCUAGUUCAAGGUCUUUUCAUGGAUUAUCUGUGUCAGUAGUAGAACAUGAUCAUAGUAACCAUGGUGAUGGUGGUGGUGGUAGUGAGUUUGUGGAGAAGGAGAAGAGAACCCCAAAGGCAAAUCAGUAUUAUAAGAAUUCGGAGUUCGUUUCGGGAAAGGAGAAGUUGAAGCCUACGGAGAGUAAUAAGAAAAUGAAACCGAAAGUUGGGAAGAGUAAUGGGGGUCAAAUGGGAGGUGGGAUUUCAACAGAGAAGUUUUCAAAUCAGUUAUUUAAGAGUUGUAGUGAUUUGUUAGGUAAGUUAAUGAAGCAUAAGUUUGGUUGGGUGUUUAAUAAACCAGUGGAUGUGAAGGGACUUGGGCUGCAUGAUUAUUAUUCAAUUGUUAAGCAUCCUAUGGAUUUGGGUACAGUGAAGAGUAGGUUGAGCAAGAAUUGGUACAAGUCACCUAGGGAGUUUGCGGAGGAUGUGAGACUAACUUUCAGUAAUGCAAUGCUGUAUAACCCGAAAGGACAGGAUGUGCACUUUAUGGCUGAUACAUUGUCAGGGAUAUUUGAAGAAAACUGGGCAGGUAUAGAGUCUGAUUAUAAUCUUAAUAGGCGGCUUGAAAGGAAUCAUGAAUACAGUUUGCCGACUCCAACUUCAAGGAGAAUUCCUGCUCCAGCGCCGGCUCCAGUUCAAGCUCAUGCUCUACCUACGCCUGCUUCUGCUCCUGCUCCUUCACCACUACCAUUUGAAGCUAGGACUCUGGAGAGAUCAGAAUCCAUGACAAUGACUGUUGAUCCCAAGUCAAGAGCUGUGGACUUGACUCCUACAGGUAGGAUUGCAGUACCAAAGAAACCCAAGGCAAAGGAUCCUGAUAAGAGGGAUAUGACUUACGAGGAGAAGCAAAGACUCAGUGUAAACCUCCAGAACUUGCCUUCAGAGAAACUUGAUAGCAUUGUCCAGAUCAUUAAGAAGAGGAAUCCAGCACUCUUCCAGCAAGAAGAUGAGAUUGAGGUGGAUAUUGACAGUGUUGAUCCUGAAACGCUUUGGGAACUUGAUAGAUUUGUGACCAACUAUAAGAAGAGUUUGAGCAAAAACAAGAAAAAAGCUGAAAUUGCUCAUCAAGCAAAUGCAGAAGCUGACCAUAAUAUUCACAAGACUAUUCUGGAACCACUUGCUGAAGACGUAAUGAAAGUAGCUGAAACAGCAGUGGAGAAGAUUGUUCCCACAUCACCUCCAAUUCAUGGAGAAAGGCUACAAAAUAAUGAGAGUGGAUCAAGUAGUUCAAGCAGUUCUAGCAGUGACUCUGGCUCCUCAUCAAGCGACUCUGACAGUGAUGGUUCUUCUGGAUAAUGUGAACUGUUCACCUUGUUUUUUAAUGGACUUGACUGAGAUCUUAAGAUGGAAGCUGGCUCAAGAUCAUUACCAAGUAUCAACCAACAAUUUUUAAAAUGUGGUCCUGCUUAGCAUUUCAAGAGGAACCAUCGAACUGCAUAACAAAGUCCCUUUUAUUCUAACCUUUUAAUAGGGAUAUGAAUAUGAUAGAAUGACAUGCAACACAAAUUUUUGUCUAAUUGAAUUGCUAAACUGGUUCUUUCAGUUACAUCAUGCAAAUCUGAUCUAAUGGUAAUGGUUUUUUUGAACCAAAUUAUCAAAUUUUAAUACAAGGAAUAAACAUAAUUAUGGUAUGAAAGUUUUCUGUAGUUCAUGGUUCCAUGCUUUAUCAGCUGCUUAUCUUUUUCUUUUCGUGGUCCACUCGUUGGAGGCGUUUAAUAUUAAAACAAACACAGUUGAAAAGAAAAUUUUCUGAUGUAAAUUUUUUUAGAUGAAUUAUCAACUUGUCUUACAUCAAACACGUUAAGCCAACCA
Molecule: messenger RNA, 2793 nt
Organism: Durio zibethinus
Lineage: Eukaryota; Viridiplantae; Streptophyta; Magnoliopsida; Malvales; Malvaceae
Product: transcription factor GTE4-like
Molecular function (GO): protein binding
Source: RefSeq, a predicted model, not a curated record